AUGUCGCAGGGGGGGUGGACAGGGACAAGGGAGCAAGAUUUAGCGCGCCGCUCAACAAGCCGGGGGGGCCAGCACCAAGGAUUUUCGCACGCAGCCAAGCGGCAGCGUCCGGUUCUGACUACUGCUGCGAGAAGACGACGACGACGACUACGGCGGGAGGGGGGGGGAGCUGCUAGUGCGCGAGGCAGUGAAGCCGACGGCGGAGGGCGAAACACGAGGUACGAUGAGGUACAAGAGUUGUAUCGGGCUGUUGGCUGCUCGCUGCUCGCACCACCGCCGCCCACGCCCACCCAGCAGCGGCCAUCGGCGAGCGGCCAGCGGUGCAGCCAACCUACCCACCCCAAGACGCCGCCAGCGCCGGCUCUAGUACCAAAUGCUAUCUUGUUUAUCUCCCGACGUCAAGCGAAGGGCGAGCUGGCCUUGCUGGCACGGCCACACUUGGAAACGAUGCUGCUGCUCGGCCUGUUGACUGUGAUGAGGCCCGUCGGUCGAGGCCCCGGCCGCUAUCAGUGUGUGAGUGGCCCGACCGACAGCAGGGCCGGAGCAGAGCGUAGUCGUGGGGGCGGCGAGGCCUGUCUGUGUCUGUGUCUGUCUGUCUGCCUGCCUGCCUGGCUAGUGACAAAGAGUCAGUCAGGCUGUGGUGGUCAAACAGCGACCGUUCGCAAUCUGCCACUCAGCCGUUGGGGGACGGUGGACGGUGCUCAUGCUUGCUCGCUCGCUCGUCUCGUCUCAGAAGCGACAACCGAGUGUCCCUCGUUGCGUGGGUGCGUGCACGCCCCCCGUUCUCAAGCGAGCCAUUCCAGACGUGAUGUCAUUGUUUUUUUUGUUCCGCCGUUUUUUCCUCAUGCCCCAGAAACGGCGCUUGUGUCUGCAUCUUUGCAUCCUUCUUUCACCAACUGA
This is a messenger RNA of Bipolaris zeicola 26-R-13, 900 nucleotides long. RefSeq lists its product as uncharacterized. Bases 1 to 900 code for a protein of 299 amino acids. The record is from RefSeq and is a predicted model, not a curated record. Lineage: Eukaryota; Fungi; Ascomycota; Dothideomycetes; Pleosporales; Pleosporaceae. The transcript has 2 exons.